Messenger RNA from Paramecium octaurelia, 1567 nucleotides. The record is from the annotation of a GenBank genome assembly. NCBI's taxonomy places the organism in Eukaryota, Ciliophora, Oligohymenophorea, Peniculida, Parameciidae.
AUGAAACAUUCUUUAUAUUUUGUAUCCUCUAAGUAGUAAUCGUUUUGGAAUAGAGAUUUAAAUGCCUUAGUUAAUUACGAUUUUCGUGAAUUGUCCGAAAAUUAAAAGACUAUUGUAUUGAUUAAACAAGGCCAAAUUCUCAAGAUGAUAACUCCUCGGAGAUACAAAAUUUAUAGACAACACUUAUUCUAUUUUCGAAAGGUAAGGAAUUUAUUUUAUAAGUGAUUUAAUGAAGAGUGGUGAAAUUGGAGGCUUUCUCCUUCUUAAAAAUGUAUAUUGUUCUUUUCGCAAUAAAGACAAUACUAUUCUUAUUACCCUAUCCCAUGAUUUUUAGUAAAUUGUGCUACAAACCGGAAAUAAAUCAGAAGAAGUUGAAAAUUUUAUUGUUGAAUUGAAACAGAAUUGCAUCCAAGAAUCAAUACCCCUUGCAUUCUAAUGUUUAAAGUAAAAAAUCGGGGAAGGCAUUACUUCAGAGGUAAUUUCUUAAGAUUAUUUGUUCUAGGUAUUUGUGAUAAAUCAUCUAAAUAAUGAAAAAUUUGCAAUUAAAAAAGUGAUAAAAGCCCCAUUAGGACAUAAGAUGAGAGAAAAACAAGCAAAAAGUUUGGCUGAAGAAAUAUUUAUUAUGCGUAGCCUAGACAAUCCGAAUAUUCCGAAAUUAUAUGAAGUAUAUGAAAGUGAUGGUAUCUUUUUAUAAUUAAAACCUAGAUUCUGUAGAAUUAUUAAUGACUUAUUAUGAAGGUGGUCAUUUAUAUGAAAAGCUAUAGAAUUUUUCACUCAAACAAAAAUAACAAUUAGUAAGAGAUAUUCUAGAAACAAUGAAUUAUGUCCAUUCAUAAUAAAUUAUGCAUCGAGACUUGAAGCCAUAAAAUAUCAUGUACAAAGACAAAGACCCUUCCAGCACUGAUGUAGCCAUAAUUGAUUUUGGAUUUUCGACUAAUUAUAAAUAUUAAGAGCAUGUAUUAUAUAAUUGUGGUACUCCUGGAUAUGCAGCGCCUGAAGUUCAAGAAUAUAAGGAAAAAUAAAAAAUGUAUACCACUUAAUGUGAUGUUUUCAGUUUGGGUAUCAUAAUUUAUGAAAUGUAAAUUCAUUAUUUAUAAUUAGCUUCUAUGGGGUUCAUCCUUUUAAAUCAUCUAAUUCUGGCAGUCUUUGUUUCAAUGAGAAGAUCAAGUUGCCCUAAUCAUUAAAAAAUCUCAUUAUUUAAAUGACUCGAAUUCAACCUAAAUAUAGAUUCACAUUAAAGGAAUGUCUAGAACAAGACUUUUUUCGGGAAAAUCUAGAUUCUAAUUGCUUUGAUGAUUUGUUGAAAUUCAGUUUGGUCGAUUCAAUCUAUUAAAAAUCUUAGAAUGUUUCAAGAAAAAAUUCUAUAGAUCCUUCAAUCAAAUAAGAAAAAUAAAAUAAAAAUGAAUCUGUUAAAAAUAAAACUAUUAAUUCUACUGUCGCUGAAUCCAGAAAUCUUCUUUUUAAAAGCUUUGGUCCCAUUGAACAACUACUACAAGAUGAUUUACAAUUUAGUGAGAAUCACAAUUUUCCAACUGACUAUAACAAUUUACUUUAAAAAAGAAUUUGA